Molecule: messenger RNA, 489 nt
Organism: Schistosoma mattheei
Lineage: Eukaryota; Metazoa; Platyhelminthes; Trematoda; Strigeidida; Schistosomatidae
Source: the annotation of a GenBank genome assembly
AUGUCAACUAAUAAUGAAUUAAAUGACAGUAUUGAUGGAUUACUCAAAUAUCCUGUUAAAAAUAAAUACUCUACACAAGUGUUUGUUCAUAUGCAUCCUCCAGUAGUAAACAAAACGAAACAGGAAAUCAAACAAAUGGACUACGAUUUAAAGACAUCCGAUCCCGUUGAACAAGACCAGGGUGAAAAACUGACAUUGCCGAAUCACAGGGAAAAUGAAGACAUCAAAGAAAAAACCAUUCCCGAACAAGACUGUCAGAAUAGAGGUAGGAAUGUAUUGAAAUCUGAAUACCCAGAUGAUAUCGACAGUCUUAAUAGUUGUGGACUACAUUUCAUUUCAGAAAAUCCUCAACAGCUUGAAUCUCGAAGUUGUAAUCUCAGUGUAGUUGAUGCUAAGAAUAAAGAGUUUCAUCAAGCAAUCCUCGUCGAAAAUGAUAGAAGAAUUAACUCACCUCCAUUUGAUUGGUAUUCACCUUAUACUCAAUUGUAA